AUAGCAGCAUAUAUAAAUAGAUAGAUAGAUUGACACAUAAAUAGAGACAGAUAGAAACGAGAAGAUAAACAGAAAAAAAAUCAAUCCAGGGGCACGUAUGCAUGAGGUGGACAAGUUGAGGCCAUACGACGUGCGGUGUUCUGCACCUGAGUCGACCCCAUACGACGAGCUGUCUAUCCUUAGAGAGAGGGUCCGCGUCCUUGAGGCGGAGCAGGGGUCGACUCAGGUGCAGAACACCGCACGACAGCCUUCAAGGCGAAAAGUCGACUUGUCAUGGCUCGAGACAGAGGGCACACGUGCACCGUCAGGUGUUGUUGUGCCCCACGAUCAUCGCACGCUGCAGACGAGGUUGGAUAGUUGGGCAAAGGGAGGUCUGCAGCAGCAGUAUGAGAGGUUGUGGGCCAGAGCCUUGUACAGGGCUGGGGUGCCAUUCACAUUCAUACAGCUCGAGACUACGCAAGAGCUGCAUGACUUCAUGGUAUCAUUGAUGAGGGUCACGAUUGGGCCUGCUUUAGUCCUCCCCUCAUACACUGACAUGCGCACCCGCCUCCUCGACGAGAUUUGUCAUGAGAUAGCAGAGAGGGUCGCUCCGAAGAAGGCAAAGUGGAAGUUGACAGGGUGCACGAUGAUGACGGACGGGUCAACGACAAGGUCGUACAAGCCUAUCGUCAACUUCAUUGCAGCAGGCGAGGACGGGCCCAUGUUGAUCAGUAUCGUUGACAUGUCGGAGAGGGACAAGACUGGAGUGGCACUGGCAGAGUUGUGGGAGGAGGUCAUCCGCGAUAUUAACGUUAAGCAUGUGAAUGCUUAUUGCACUGACAAYGCUUAUGCAAACAAGGUGGCUGCACAGCGGUUGCAAGAGCAUCCGGACAGAGACAUAUCCUCGAUCCCUUGGCUUCUCUGUGCAGCUCAUUGCUUGAGUCUUCUCUUGCGCGACAUCACACAUUUCUCGUGGGUGCGGCCGAUCUUGAAGAACACACACAAGGUUGUGAUGUUCUUCAAGAACAUUCACAAGGCCCUCUCAUAUCAUCGGUCCUUCAAGGAGCAGGGACAGCUGGAGCUGAUCCGGCUAUGUGACACACGGUUUGGGUCAGCAUGUCAGAUGGUGGAGCGACUUACCGAUCAGGAGAGGGUAUUGCGGAUGGUCGUGGGCAGUGUGAGAUGGCGGAGCACCCUCUGGAGGGGGAAGGCGGGGCAGGAUGAGCGCCCUGUUCGACAACUUGUGUUGUCGGCGUCAUUUUGGGAUUGUGCGCACCACGUGCAGGAGGUCAUGAGGCCAGCUUAUAGCCUGUUGCGUUCCAUGGACAAAGACGGUUCCUCCCCCACCACCCUUUGGGCGUUUGUUGACAAUAUCGCAGCGCGUGUGCGCGACAUGGGCCUACCAAAGGCAGACGAGGCAGAGAUUAUGAAGAGGGUUGACUACCGUUGCGGCAUGAUGCGCCAGCCGGUGCAUGCGCUCGCAUACCUUGUUGACCCGCGAUGGCGUGAUGUGAGUCUCCUCGCUGACACUGACAGCGCAUUGGUGCAGAGUCCACUGCACCAUUUGGCUACGUACGCGGAUGGUGGAGAGGGGUUCGAGGAGCAUACUACGAUGUGGUACGGCUUGUACUUGUUCCACCAUGAUGAUCCCCAUGCAGACCCUAGGCCCAAAUGGUGGACAGACCCCAUUGCUAUCGCGCAGGCGAAGCACAGGGUGCACCCCGCGUGGUGGUGGUAUUUGCAUGGUGGCGACUUCCCGCGGCUGCAGGAAGUCGCCAUCAAGGUGCUCUCUAUGUGGUCCACUGCCUCUCCAUGUGAGAGGAAUUGGGCCACACAUGACUUCAUUCACACGAAGAGGCGCAACAGACUCUCGAGUGAUAGUCUGCGAAAGCUCGUGUUCAUUCAUUGGAACAUGCAGCUUCUGCGAGCGAGGUCGACUUCCCGGAAGGGGUAUGUGGAUGUUUGGGAGGAUUUGGUGGAGGAGCCGCCGGAGCCAGUGGUUGGCGAUCCUUCAGAGGAGGUGUACGCCGAGGGCAUGACGAUCCCUGAGCAGUUGGAGGCAGAAUUGCGCAGCCGGCGCAAGGAGGGGGGUGAUCGUGCCAGUGCGCGCCUGUUGCAGGCGCGAGAUGAUGACGAUGUGGAGGCUGAGGAUGCCAUUUACGAGGCGGAUGACGUGUGGGCGGGGAAGGACAUGAUUGAGGAGAUUGCAGCCACGGGGAAGGGGAAGGAGAAGGUGCACGAUGACCCACUCGUGUCUCGUGUGUGGGACAGGUGGGGGAACCUUCAUGUUGUGGAGGACCUCGACGGGUUCCUGCAUGGCUCCAGACACACCCUUCAUAUCAUGAAGGACAUUGAGGAGUGUCGCAGGUCGGAGGGGGGGAGCGGACGGGUUGAUGAGGGUCAUCAUGUGGACACAGGCUUUCAUUCGACUGCCUUCGACGGCGAGGCGGGCUGCAGUGCCGCUACCUCUGACGUAGGGGCGACACACACGCCUCAGAUGUCAGUGACCCCCGCUAGCACUCCAUUGUUUGUAGAGGAGCAGCGUCCCGAUGUUGGGGAGCUGGAGACAUCUCGUGGCAGGGAGGACCUGUGUCCUGAUGUGGAGGAGCAGGAGGCAGCUGCCAUGGAGGCAACUCCCGACAUGGAGGAGCAGGAGGCAGCUGCCAUGAGCCAUGGGCAGCCGUGUCUCAAUCAGGAGGAGAUGGGGACAGGUCACACCGAGCAUCCCUCCCCCGCACCCACCAUCUCGGAGGUGGCCCCUGUUAUCGGGGAGGGUGUGAGAGGAUGUGAGCCCGAUCAGUCGUGCGACAUGGAGACAGACGGAGUGAGGACUCGAUCCCGUACUGUUGUGGGGAAGAGGACGUGUGUUCAUGUUGAGGAUGAUGACGGCACCGAUGAGCAGGCCAGCGGUGACAGGUCUGAGAGCGAGUACGAGGCUCCACCGCAGCCCUCAUGUGAUGAUGACGACGAUGACGCCGGAGGGGACGAUGAUGAAGCUACGGUAGAGGACGAGACACUGGUUGAUGGGUGCUGAAGUAUUUUGACUCUUUUUUAGAGAGACACAGAGAGAGAGAGAGAGAGAGAGAGAGAGAGAGAGAGAGAGAGAGAGAGAGAGAGAGAGAGAGAGAGAGAGAGANGAGAGAGAGAGAGAGAGAGAGAGAGAGAGAGAGAGAGAGAGAGAGAGAGAGAGAGAGAGAGAGAGAGAAAAAAAGAGAGAGAGAGAGAGAGAGAGGAGAUGUGGGGGGGUUUCGAGGGUUGGUGGGGUUCAGUCAGGGGUAUGUGGGAAUAUGGGGGGCUUAUGGGGGUCUGUAGGGGUUAGUGGGUAGUAUGUGGGGGGGGUGUGGGAGUGUGGGGGGUUAUGUCAGAAUGUGGGUGACGUUUAAAAAGGAGACAGAGAGACACACACGAAUGAACUGUGCAUUCAUAC
Molecule: messenger RNA, 3406 nt
Organism: Chara braunii
Lineage: Eukaryota; Viridiplantae; Streptophyta; Charophyceae; Charales; Characeae
Source: the annotation of a GenBank genome assembly